AUGGCCGAGGCCAAUGGCGCACCCGGUGCUGGUCUGACGGCAGACCAGAAAUAUGAACUCAUCUCCAACAACCUGCAAGAAGUCCUGAACAAGGAGAUUAUCCAAGAAGUCCUCAGCAAGAAUGAGCGCCCACUCAAGAUCUACUGGGGCACUGCAACCACCGGCAAACCCCAUUGCGGCUACUUUGUCCCCAUGCUCAAGAUCGCCGAGUUCCUGGCUGCUGGCUGCAGCGUGAAGGUUCUCCUGGCAGACGUCCACGGCUUCCUCGACAAUCUCAAGGCGCCCAUCGAGCUGGUCAAGGUGCGAGCCCAGUACUACGAACACACCAUCACCACCGCACUGAAAGCUGUCGGUGUGGACGUUUCGAGGUUAGAGUUCGUGCUCGGCAGCUCCUACCAAACCACAGGCGAGAGUGGCGCAAAAUACUUUAUGGACCUCCUACGAUUGAGCUGCUCCGUGUCAGGCCACGAUGCUUCCAAGGCAGGAUCGGAAGUCGUCAAGCAGGUCGAGGCGCCACCACUUUCAUCGCAGAUCUACCCACUUAUGCAGGCAUUGGACGAGCAGUACCUUGAUGUGGACGCUCAAUUCGGUGGUGUUGACCAGCGCAAGAUCUUCACACUCGCAGUCGAGGCACUUCCACGUGUUGGCUUUGCCAAGCGCGCACAUCUCAUGAACCCACUCAUUCCAGGUCUCCAAGAGGGUGGCAAGAUGAGCAGUUCCGACCCAGACUCGAAGAUCGACCUGAUCGACCCACCUGAGAUUGUGAAGAAGAAGCUGAAGAAAGCCUACUGCCCACCCAGGACGGUCGAGGGCAACGGUGUACUUAGUUUCGUCGAGUAUGUGCUCCUGCCAGCUUCCGCGCUCAAGAACAACGGCACACCAAAGUUCGUCGUCCAACGCCGCGAUGCGGAGCCCCUCGAGUACGACAACAUCAAGAAGAUGCAGGAGGACUACCUAGCGGACGUGCUGCAACCACAAUCACUAAAACCUGCAGUCACCGACGCGCUUCUCGAGAUCAUGGCGCCCAUUCAAGAGACCUUCCAGAACAGCAAGGAGUGGCAAGACAUUGAAAAGGCCGCUUACCCACCCCCGCCAGCUCCAGAGAAGAAGGCCAAGAAAGUGAAGAACCUUGGCUCGAGAUUCCCUGGUGCCAAGCCAGCAGCUGAUGGGACUGGCGCUAUUGAGGCGAAGCCUGACGGACACGUUGAGGGCCCUGAUGCCGAGAAGGCUAGCCUGGCUACACCGGAAGAUGCCGUUACUAAGCUCAGUGUUAACGAUAAGGCAUAG
Fulvia fulva is the source of this 1287-nucleotide messenger RNA. RefSeq names its product Tyrosine--tRNA ligase, cytoplasmic. The record is from RefSeq and is a predicted model, not a curated record. The transcript has a single exon. NCBI's taxonomy places the organism in Eukaryota, Fungi, Ascomycota, Dothideomycetes, Mycosphaerellales, Mycosphaerellaceae. Gene Ontology annotation, molecular function: tyrosine-tRNA ligase activity; ATP binding. Gene Ontology annotation, biological process: tyrosyl-tRNA aminoacylation. The coding region runs from base 1 to 1287 and encodes 428 amino acids.